AUGGGUGUUCCCGAAAAACGAAAGGCCGAGUCGCCAUUGUCCGAUGCUGCGGCUUCGCCUAAGCCAGCAGCCCCGGGUCCCUCCUCUCCUGGUCCUAAGGAAAAUUCACCUACUCAUGCCUCGUCCUCUCCUAGAUCUGAGGGAAGGUCACCAACACCCGCUCCUGAUUCUCCAGCGCCCGAAUUGCCUGGCGUUAUGUCCGGUGCACAUUGGCUUCAGCAAGGUCUUCCUGAGACUGACACAGAUGACAAAGAUUCAACUCUGGGAAGUGAUGUUGAAAGCUCGACUGCCUCAAUUUCGUCGAGCAUUCUCAACUACCGCACCAUCAACGGUCGAACCUACCAUAGUGAUUCGGUGACAGACGGAGAAUACUGGGCUCCCAAUGAUCAAAAGAUGCUUGGAGCCCUAGAGAUCUAUUAUCACUCCCUCUUUCUUAUGACGGACAAGCAGCUUUUCCAAGCCCCUCUCAAGGACAACAUUCAGCAUGCCAUUGAUAUCGGUACUGGCGAAGGAUUCUGGGCAAUCGACUUUGCCGAUAAAUUCCCCUACUGCGAUGUGGUCGGUACGGAUAUUUCGCCUAUCCAGCCCACUUGGACCCCGCCAAAUUUGCGCUUCGAGAUUGAUGAUGCGACCAAGGAAUGGACAUUCAAGAAAAACUUUUUCGACUAUAUCCACAUCUCGUUCCUCAACGGCGCUAUUGAGGACUGGGGAAACUUGUACAAAAAUGCCUAUCGGUGCUGCAAGCCUGGCGGUUGGAUUGAACACUUUGAUUGUUCUCCCAUCGUCUCGUGUGAUGACGAAACCCUUCCUCCCGAUUCUGCGUUGGCCACAUACGGAAAAAUCCUGGACGAGGCUGGAAGGCGAAUUGGUAGGAGUUUGACCAUCGCUCAUGAUGGAACCCAAGAGCCCGGUUUGAAGGAGGCGGGAUUUGUGAACCUCCAUACGAAGCAGUGGAAGCAACCCUUGUCUCCCUGGCCAAAAGACCCCAAGCAAAAGGAAAUAGGCCUCUACACCUACGCUGCUGUCACAUCGGACCUUGAGGGUGUCAUCCAAUUCCUCUUCCAUAAAGUCAUGGGCUGGUCGACGGAGGAAGUCGCGGUAUUUGCGGCGCACAUGCGUCAAGAGAUGAAGGAGCAGAAGAUCCACGGCUACUGGACCUGGAAGGUUGUGUACGGGCAAAAGCCGGAGGACGCGGAGUGAAGAAGGCAAACAAAAAAUGGUGGUGAAUGGAGUGUUCUGGGUGACUGUGUAAGAUGUUCCAGAGGACGAUAGUCCAAAGUAAAGAACGCGCUGUUAAUGAUGUGACGAUCAAAUUUAACUUUCAGUGUGUC
Messenger RNA from Neurospora tetrasperma FGSC 2508, 1331 nucleotides. RefSeq lists its product as uncharacterized. Bases 1 to 1200 code for a protein of 399 amino acids. Gene Ontology annotation, molecular function: methyltransferase activity. The record is from RefSeq and is a predicted model, not a curated record. The transcript has 2 exons. NCBI's taxonomy places the organism in Eukaryota, Fungi, Ascomycota, Sordariomycetes, Sordariales, Sordariaceae.